This is a messenger RNA of Carassius gibelio (silver crucian carp), 2916 nucleotides long. RefSeq names its product BRCA1-A complex subunit RAP80. The transcript has 19 exons. Lineage: Eukaryota; Metazoa; Chordata; Actinopteri; Cypriniformes; Cyprinidae. Gene Ontology annotation, cellular component: BRCA1-A complex. The record is from RefSeq and is a predicted model, not a curated record. The coding region runs from base 151 to 2673 and encodes 840 amino acids. Gene Ontology annotation, molecular function: K63-linked polyubiquitin modification-dependent protein binding; histone binding. Gene Ontology annotation, biological process: double-strand break repair; positive regulation of DNA repair.
UAGUGUUUCCUGUAACGAUUUUCAAUCUAUUUACAAACAAAUAUGUGAACAAUUUAUCCUGCAUGCUUCACAGAAUGAUUUCUAUACUCGUCUACGCAUCCACUAAGCAAUGCAGAUGACCUAAGGAUCCUUAAGAGAAUCGACACGGGCAUGCCCCGCCGGAAGCGAGCCGCAGAUGAAGGCGGAAGAAGAGUGAAAGUCAGCAGUGUGGAGCACAAUGAUGAAGAGACCCUGGUCAUAUCUGAUUCUGAACAUGAAGAGGAGGAAGAUUGCUCAUUUAAACGGUCCUCUUGGACAACCCGGUUGGAAAGAAGGGAGAAUCAGUCUCAUCUACAAAAGAUGACAGAAGAAGAUAUGCUGAACCUGGCCAUGAGACUGAGCACUCAGGAAGCAAACCGUGCUGCCCAGAGACAAGAGCUGGAAGACAACGACAUACAAAAAGCCAUAGAAGAAAGUCUUAAUGAAAGCUCUUUAAAAGCUUUGGAGGGUCACGAUGAAGCAGCCAGCUCUACAGAUCAACCACAGCAGAAUGUAACAAGUGAGAUAUCAACUAGUCCGCUGCCGGAAAUGUCUGAUCCAUCACAGAAGACCUCCAUACAUCUUUCAAUAAGGAGUUCCCCAGCUCAGGUCUCCAGUCCUCCUGCUUCCACUCAGGACACGACCUCAGAUGAACAGACAGUCAUCAGCAACACUCCUGAGCUCUUCAGAUCUGUCUCUGAGUCCCAGUCUCAGACGUCCCCUGUCUUCACCAGGCAUGGCUGCUUAAUUCACCAGCCUGUAGUAUGUGUUGAGAAACUGAGUCAGGACCUCAUCCCGGCAAGCAUAGACUCAAACUUUCACAUGCAAGAUGGCGCUGCCGCUUCCAUUUGCACUUACGGAUCUCCGUCCCCAAAGCAGGAAGAUUCACCCUUUUCCAAAUGCCCAGUCUUCACUCAGAAAGACUUCAAACGAAAAAUGUAUUUGCCAGAGGACAAAGAUGGUCGUAAAAAUACCAAUGCAAGUGAAGACGAUACUCAUAUAUCUAAUGAAGAUAUUCAUUUACCAACACAAAAAAGCCCUAACCUAAAGCAAGCGGAGGAUCAGACCACUCUGGAAGAGAAUGUAAAAUCUGACAAUGAAACUGCUCCGAACACCUGGAAUGAAUUUGCUAGUCACAUGGACUUACAUUUAACAGAUGAAGAUGAUGGCAGCGAAGAGUUUAUUUCCCCCAGCCCAGUCUUGCACAAGAACAUUUUUCAACCAGUCAAGACUGAGCUUUCCCCUACCCAGUCCUGCAUCUCUCCAGCUGUCUUCACACCCAAUCCUUAUACACAAGACACACAGAUGUCCCGGUCUGUCCUGGAGGAGGGCUCGGGAGCAUUAAAAGGUGUGGAAUUCAAACCCUCCGACUGUAAACCUCCACAUACUUCAUUGGAAAAAGGAGAAUGCACUAUUUCUUACUUCUGGGGUGUGCCUUUCUGUCCCAUGGGGCAAAACCCGGAUGAGUACACGCGUGUGAUUUUGUGUCAAAUGGAGGUGUAUGAGAAGAGUCUGAAGGAGGCCCAGCGAGAGCUGCUACGCAAAGCAGACUGGGGAGAGCCAGUGAUUCCUGGCUCAUCAGAGAGGCCAUUUGGUGCAAGGAGAUGGAAGCGCCACAGAGCUCCUCAGUUGUCCGAGGAUGAAGAGGAGAAUGACAAAGAUGGAGAGAAAGAAAAUAACAGAAUAGAUGUAGAAGAAGAGAGGGAAGAGGCUAAGGAGGAGUCUGUGGUGGGGUCACAAGAGGAUGCUGAGGGCAGACAGUGUGAAACAUAUGUAGUGGUGUCUUCUCCAGAGACAAAAGAUGAGCAAGAGGAAAAAAAACCUUUCUUCAGCCAGGAGGAGCCUGUAACUGCCGCUUUAAAUAAACAUUUUAGAGGAAGUGCUCCAUGUGAAACUCCAGAUGAAACUCAAAUACAGUGUUCAGCUGAGCAGGAGAAAGAGGAGGCCCAGAAUCAUGUGCAUUGUGAAGAGGAUGAUAUUGUUUGUCCAGAGACUCAGUUGACUCAAAACAGCACACCAGAAGAACUAAUGGUGACCAGUCCUGCUCAGCCCCAGUCUCAUACUGGCAGUGAGGUGAUUGAGGUAGAGGAGGGAGGAUGUGCUCCUGUCGUAGAAGAGAUGAUGGAGACUGAGGGACUGGAAUGCCCCAUGUGCUCCAAACUCUUCCCUCUCGAUAAGAUCGAGGUGCAUGCAGCUUUAUGUAAUGGCGAAAUAUACCACCAGGAGGAGCAAUUGCAAGAAGUUGUUGCCCGAAGGAAAAGGACCAAAAUAAAUUUGACAGAGGAAACUCCACGAUCUGGCAAAUCAACACAAAUGGAGAAGUGGAGUUUCCCGGAGUAUCCAGAACAUGACAAUUUUUGCAUUGAAAAGAAAGACUUAAGAGCUAAUCAGGAAAACGGCCUGCUUUCUGCUCUGGACCAGACAGAACAGAGACAGUCUGGCACUGAUGAACCUGGACCAUCUGAAGUUUCUACAACAAGCAACUGUGGCCUUGCCGAUCCUGUCGUGAUGGGGACUUCUGAAAGUGUAGUCUGCUCAGCGAUGACUUCCUGUACCAGUACCGCCUUCAUUCCUCAAUCAGAGAACACUGACUGCCUUAUUGACUCCUCUAAGAACAGCCAACGACUCUCAAGAAAGAGAAAAUUCAAAAGAUAGUGUCAACAUGCAUUUAGUAACACUUGUGUCUGUGCUUUUCAGUGCCUCCCCAUUUGUAUGGCUUUGUAUGCAAAGAAAAAUGCACAAAUUGAUCUUUAGUCUUGAAUUAAAUCUUUGUUGUCUUCUAAAAGGCUGUUAAAUGCUACUGCCACCCCAUGACGUUUCUGUUAAAUAUCUAAUUUAAUAUUUCUAUCUAGCGAUCAUUUCUAUCGCUUUACAUGGAAUAAAGUAAUGCCAUCUUUA